AUGCGUGCAACAUUGAUGUGGACAAUUAAUGAUUUUCCCGCAUAUGCCGAUUUGUCUGGAUGGAGUACAAAAGGCCUUCAUGCAUGUCCCUGUUGUAUGGAUUCAACUCAGUCUAUCUGGUUAACUUAUGGGAGAAAAUAUUGUUAUAUGGGGCAUAAGAGAUGGUUGCAUAAGGAUCAUAGGUGGAGAAAGAUGAAGAAAUCUUUCGAUGGUACGAAAGAAGCGGGAACAAGGCCUGUGACGCCAAAUGGUGAUGAGCUAAUGAGACAAUUAGAGGGUGUAGAAUCUUUGUUUGGGCACUCUAUGGGCAAAAGGCCAAGAACUAAUUCCUCGAUCAACAAAGAGAAAAGUAUUUGGAAGAAGCAAAGUAUUUUCUUCAGACUCCCCUACUGGAGACAUAACUUGUUGCGUCAUAACCUUGAUGUAAUGCACAUUGAAAAAAAUGUGGUUGAUAAUAUUCUUGGAACGCUGUUAGACAUGAAGGGGAAAACAAAGGACAACGACGAAGCACGUAUGGACCUUCGAAAAAUGAAUUUAAGACCUAAUCUGCAUCCGGUUACCACAGAGCAAAACAAGACAUACUUUCCCUCUGCUUGCUUCACAAUGUCUAAGGAGCAGAAAUAUAACUUUUUAAAGGUCAUACAGGAUGUAAGAGUGCCAGAUGGGUACGCUUCAAAUGUGUCACGUUGUGUUAAACUCAAGGAACAUACUAUGGGAGGGAUGAAAAGUCAUGACAGUCACAUCCUCACGCAACAACUGCUGCCGGUUGCCCUGCGCGGUUCCUUACCAAAGAAUGUUGUAGAACCUUUGAUACAGUUGUCUGGGUACUUCAGGGAGAUAUGUUCCAAAACAAUGCGGUUAGAGGAUUUGGAUCAUCUUGAGUCUCAGAUCCCCAUCAUAUUAUGCCAACUGGAACAAAUAUUCCCAUCGGACUUUUUUACCUCGAUGGUGCAUGUUGUUGUACAUCUAGCUACUGAAUGUAAACUAGGCGGACCGGUCCACUUUAGAUGGAUGUAUCCUACUGAGAGGUGCCUUCAUCAAUACAAAUGUAGCGUUCGCAACAAAGCUGCUCCAGAAGGCUCUAUUGCAAAAGGGAUGCACCUACAGAUUCUAAGGGUUUCUCACGAUGGAUCUGAAAAGGAUUUGCAAAAUAAGCACGUACAUGAAUUUUGUGACUGGUACCUGGGUUAUGUUGACAGCUUGGAUGAGGUACACAGAAAUUAUUUGGGGUCCAAGCUUGUUUGGCAUGCAAAAGGACCUAUGCAAUCCCCUGUCUCAUUUAACCGAUAUGUCACUAAUUGUAUGAUGUUUCGGACUUUGGCUCAUGAUAUUAGAAAGAGAACUCAAAAUAGCGAAGUAAGUGUGUCCACAAUAGAUGGCCCGACCUACUACGGCAAGCUAACUAACAUAAUUGAAGUGCAAUAUUAUGAUGGGACUCGAUAUGUGAUGUUCAAGUGUGAUUGGGCGGAUAUAAAAAAAGAUAAGGGGUACAAGGAAGAUGGAUAUGGUAUAGAAUUAGUGAGCUUCAAACGCCUGAUACACACGGGAGAGAGGAUCAAUGAUGAACCCUUUGUAUUAUCUUCUCAGGUAUCACAAGUCUAUUAUGUUGAGGAUGCAAGGCACCCAGAUUGGGCUGUUGUUGUUAAGACUAAACCACGAAAUGUAUACGAUGUCAGCCAAGGGGAGGGUCUUGACGAUGAUGUUGGGGACUAUUGCGAGAACGUGCCUUUCAAUCUGAACAUGCUCCAAGAAACGAAUGAUUUUGGCAAUGAUGACGUUGAUUGCGCUCAAAAUGACGUAGAUGUCACUGAAGUGGGAUUGUAG
Messenger RNA from Alnus glutinosa, 1824 nucleotides. RefSeq lists its product as uncharacterized. The coding region runs from base 1 to 1824 and encodes 607 amino acids. The transcript has 4 exons. Lineage: Eukaryota; Viridiplantae; Streptophyta; Magnoliopsida; Fagales; Betulaceae. The record is from RefSeq and is a predicted model, not a curated record.